UUCAUAGAAUAAUAAUUUAUUAUGGAUCACUACAGUAAUAUUUACUUUGCUAAACAAGCAAAGACAUUGGAGCUGUUCACAAUCUUUAGACUUGUGAAUUUAGCCUCUAUAAUUGUUGUUGGCGGAGGUCUCUGGUGGUUCUGGGAAAAUCCAACUGUCCAAGUUGAAGGACCAGCUGCUGUAUUCAUCCCAAUGAUUCCAAGUGUAUUAUUUCAGAUUCUUCCAUCAAUUAGGUUCAACCCUCUGUUCAGACUUGUUGUCUGGUUUUACGAUGUUCUUUUCUUCAUCUUUGUAAUGGGAGCUUUGAGCUUGAUUAUCCAACAGUGGGACUACAACAGUGGAUUAACAGAUUUCCUGUCAGCUCUCUCCAUCAUCGGUCCAAAUAUCCUAAUGAACGGAACCUUAUCAUUAGCUAUGAACUACUCUGUCAAACCUCCUCAGGUGCAAUACGUCAUGAUUCCACAAGCCCACCAAAGAAUGCAGAAAUUGAUGGUUUAGACGCUGCUUGGAGGUUCCAUCAUCAGAAAGAUGCAUAUCUUAAU
Molecule: messenger RNA, 542 nt
Organism: Moneuplotes crassus
Lineage: Eukaryota; Ciliophora; Spirotrichea; Euplotida; Euplotidae
Source: the annotation of a GenBank genome assembly